AUAAGAAAACAGAAAAACAGCGUUCGGCAUGUACCUGAGGAUGGGCCUGGUACAAAUGCCUGGAACCCGCAUGUACUGGGAGACGGAUACACGGCACCCACCUGUUGCUGAUGUGAUGCCACGCAACAGAUUCCAAUCGCUUUUGACGUCAUUGCAUUUUGUAAACAACUUGACAGUGUCGGAGACUGAAAAGAGGGACAAACUCUGGAAACUCAGACCAUGGCUUGAUUCGCUCAGAGAGAACUGCCUGCAGGUGGUACCAGAAGAGCACAAUUCUGUGGAUGAGAUGAUGAUAUACCUUUCAAGGGGAAGUUCAGCAGCAUCAAGCAGUAUAUGCGUGGCAAGCCACACCCAUGGGGGUUUAAAGUAUGGGUGAGAGCUGGAAUUUCUGGCAUGAUGCUUGACUUUGAUGUUUACCAAGGGUGCAUCAAUGGAGUAUGAGUCAAGUCUGAACUUGGAUUGUCAGGUGAUGUUGUGAUGAAGCUUGCCUCCACACUUCCAAAGGGCCAAAACUACAAGAUCUACGUAGACAACUACUUCACCUCUGUUCCACUGGUAGCGAAGCUCCUUGAGCAAGGCAUCCAUUAUGGGGGAACAGCCAGGCAGGUCCGCCUGCAAGUACAUACAAGUAAAUACAAGUACGCCCUGAAAUCCCGGCGGUGGUACAUGUACAUCUUCUGGCACACCAUCACCCUCGCUGUGGUCAACGCCUGGCUCCUCUACAAGCGGUACUGCCAAGCUCUCAAGAUGCCAAAGAAGGAGACACUGAACAUGAGGAUGUUCCAGGCACAGCUUGCAUCCUCUCUCAUUCUGGUGGGCACAGCACCCAAAACUCCAAAGAGAGGACGACCAUCUGCAGGCAACAGGAGCCCAGGCGCAGCAGGGAGCCCUUUGGAUGCUGGAAAGAGACCAUCCUUGGGUGAUGGGAGUCCAAGCGGUCCCUCCUCCAAAAAAACAUGUGCACACCCCCCUCUGGAUGUGCGCAGAGACCUCACUGGACACUUUAUACACAAGAUAACAAGAGGACGCUGCAGACAUUGCAGUAAAGGGUAUACUAAUACCCAAUGCAGCAAAUGUGAUGUCCGCCUCUGCUUUUCAGAGGACAAGAACUGCUUCUGGGACUAUCACUGCAACUGACUGCAACGUAUAAUGUAAAUAAUGUAAAUAACUGUCAAAGUGCUUGUUGUUAG
This is a messenger RNA of Mugil cephalus (flathead mullet), 1190 nucleotides long. RefSeq lists its product as uncharacterized. The coding region runs from base 478 to 1137 and encodes 219 amino acids. The transcript is spliced from 2 exons. The record is from RefSeq and is a predicted model, not a curated record. Lineage: Eukaryota; Metazoa; Chordata; Actinopteri; Mugiliformes; Mugilidae.